Molecule: messenger RNA, 398 nt
Organism: Zeugodacus cucurbitae (melon fly)
Lineage: Eukaryota; Metazoa; Arthropoda; Insecta; Diptera; Tephritidae
Gene: NdufV3
Exons: 1
Coding region: 1-315 (104 amino acids)
Cellular component (GO): mitochondrion
Source: RefSeq, a predicted model, not a curated record
AUGUUCAACCGAUCACGUUCGUUGAGUACUAUUGUACGUCGCGGCUAUAACCAGGCGGCACAGGAUAUGGCUGGUAUCAAACCUCCGAAGGGACCAGGUGGUAGUGGUAGUGGUAGCGAAGGUGUCAAUGCCAAUGUACCUGGACUGAGCAGCAACAUUGUCAAACCAGCUUCCGGUCCUCUCGGUCCCGGUGCGUCUCCAACUGGUGAUUACAAAGUCCCCGAAUACUACUCAUUUAACCGCUUCAGUUACGCCGAAGCAGAAGUCGAAAUAGCAAAAUAUCGCUUGCCUCAACCUUCAGCACACCGAAAGUAAACAGCUGUAGUCGACAUGUAUAAAGCAUUGUGUUAAAAAAAAAUAACUAAAAUUAAUUAUCAAAAUAAAUAGAUCAACAAGUA